Lactuca saligna is the source of this 1316-nucleotide messenger RNA. The record is from the annotation of a GenBank genome assembly. NCBI's taxonomy places the organism in Eukaryota, Viridiplantae, Streptophyta, Magnoliopsida, Asterales, Asteraceae.
AUGGAGACUGGGGAAGAGGAUGGAAUCCGUGUUUUGCCAGAUUAUUUGCUUGUUGAAAUCCUCUCUCGUUUACCCUCUACAAAAGACGCCAUUAGAACAGGUAUACUCUCCAAGCGAUGGAAACAUCUUUGGACUUCGGUACAUACUCUUAUUUUUAAACAUUCAGAUGAUCCCCUGACUCAAUCUCGCCAAAACCCCAACUCUAUGUCCGAUUUCAUUUCAUUUGUGGAGAAAGCCCUAACUCAAUGUCGCCAAUUGAAGCUCAAAAAAUUCGAUGUGUAUAUCACUUAUGAUAUACGAUUUGACUCACACUUCAAUAAUUGGAUUCGUUAUGCUAUAAGUCGUAGCGUUGAAGAGCUUAAGUUUAAGUUUUGGUACAGGGGAUUGGAAGCUGAGUUUCUGUUAGAUCAAAUUUUUUUCAUCAGUUCAUGUUUUAGGGAUCUAACAUUAGAAGGCUGCAUAUUGAAUCCAACUGGACCGAUUAUUUGGAAGAAUCUUAGGAGUUUGUGUAUUUUCAAUGCGAAAUUAGAUGAAGACUUGAUUGAAAAUAUGUUAUCGGGGAGCCCUGUAUUGGAAACUUUGGAGUUGGGUGUUUGCUAUGGUUAUAGGAAGAUUGAUAUCACUUCAAAGAGUGUUAAGAACUUGGUUUUCUCUGGAUACAGUGCUCCUGAGGAUGGGUAUUAUCUUGAUGAUAUUAUUGAAAUCAAUGCUCCUAAUAUUUUAUCACUAACAAUCCGAAAUGACUUGGUGUUGUGGAAGCUUUUGUUGCUAAAUGUAUCUUCUGUGGUCGAAGCUAACUUAGAUUUUGAAAAGCUUGGGUAUAGGGAGACAACGCUCGAUGAAGCUGAAGAAGAUAUGCUUAAAGGCUUUAUACUAAACCUUCACCAUGUUAAGGACCUUAAAGUUGGAGGUUUCUGUUCUAAUGUUCUCUCUCGUUUGGAGGUUAAAGGAUUCACUUUUCCAUCAAAUAUGAAGCUUCCGGAUGUUACAUCAUCUUCAUGUGUUGAUAAUGAUUUGUUGGAUCUUGAUUCUUGGUGAUUAGUUGAAAGCAGAGAUUGGGUGGUGUUGAUUGAUGAUGGUUGUCAUAAUCACAAAAAGCUAAUUGUUGGAGUAUGUCUCUGAAAGUUGUGUCACUUGCAUGAGUUUGUUGUACAUUGUUGUAAUUGUAAAACCCUAAACCUUCUCUUGUAACAUCACACACAAACGCCAUAUCAAUAUUGAUUGUCGAAAGUCUCUUCCAUUUAAUUAAGUGAAAUUUCUUCAAUUUCCCAUAUUGAUCAUAAUCUUCACUGUUUCACUUACAUUAUAUGAUUGCC